AUGGUUAGGAAGAAUUUCUCUACGCGUAAGGAAGAGAUGAGGGCUUCCUUUAUGUAUCAGUCGCUCCACCAGGACGUCGUGAAGGCAGUCUCCGACAAAAUCGCGUCGACGAGGUUCCACGAAAAGAGUAACAGCAGAGAUUCUAACAACGAAUACUCGACCCACGUUAUAGGCCGCUUCAAGUGCAACAACAAUGCCUGUUCCAAGGAUGGUUGGAGCAGCAAGAAGGUGGCCAUAUUAAUAAGAGGAUAUCCUGGGAAUGGGUACAAUGCUGUGGUGUUCAAUCAACGUUGCAAGUCUUGCAACAAGCUAGGCACCCUAACACUGGACGAGGAAUCAUAUGUCGAUCGAGUCGCAUACAGGCUCAAGAAGUGGGCAGGCGUUCCAAUGGAGCGGCAAUACUAUACCCCAAAAGGAGGCCUGCCGCACGAGAGCAGCCUUGGCGAAGGUUGUAAGAGAGGUGUUUGUCGGCAGACGAAUGGCUGGGUGUAA
Molecule: messenger RNA, 492 nt
Organism: Lindgomyces ingoldianus
Lineage: Eukaryota; Fungi; Ascomycota; Dothideomycetes; Pleosporales; Lindgomycetaceae
Exons: 1
Coding region: 1-492 (163 amino acids)
Source: RefSeq, a predicted model, not a curated record